GGAAAAACGCGUUAUUCUUUUCAGUUAAGAUUUUUUUUUUCCAACUCCCAUCCAAAUGUAUUCAUCAUCUCCAAAUCUCAUCUCCAUUUUUUUCUACCACUUCUCCUCCUCCUCUUCUUCCUGGAUCCUUCCUCAUAAUCACCAGUAAAAAGGAAAAAUGGUUUUGGCUAUAGUAUUACUAGCAAUUCUUUUCCUAAUUGGUUUCAUCAAUACACUUUUCUAUAUCCCUCCAAACAAACUCUUUGUACUGAUCCAAUCUUAUUUCCUAAAAACAUUGUUUUCACAAGAAAAAAAUCACAAGGAAGUGCCAAGGAACAGUAGUACUAGUACUACUUCUAGUAGUGACAGUGGUACUGUUGUUACUAGUGAUAAGAAUCAUGGUCAUGGAAAAAUGGAACUUGAGAGAGUUUUUGCAACUUUUGAUAAGAAUGGAGAUGGGUUCAUAACAAAACAAGAACUUGGUGAAUCACUGAAGAAUAUUGGUUUGUUUAGUGAUGAGAUUGAAGUUGAUAGUAUGGUUGCAAAACUUGAUGUGAAUGGUGAUGGGUUAAUUGACAUUGAUGAGUUUUGUGAAUUGUAUGAUUCAAUUAUGGGUAAGAAGAAGAAGAGAGAAAAAAAACUAGGUGAAGAACAAGAAGAAGAUGAGGAUGAUGAUGAUGUGGAUGAUGAAGAAGAAGUAAUGAAAGAAGCUUUUGAUGUUUUUGAUGGAGAUAAAGAUGGGUUAAUCAGUGUUGAGGAAUUAGGUAUAGUUUUGAAAUCUCUAGGGCUGAAACAAGGGAUGAAGGUUGAAGAAUGUAAAGAAAUGAUAAGAAAAGUUGAUAUGGAUGGUGACGGUAUGGUUAGUUUUGAUGAGUUCAAAUUGAUGAUGAAAUCUGGAACUAAUCUCAUUCAAGUUAUCUCCUAGAAGAAGAAGAAGGACCUUUGAUGGAUCUACUAUGGGUUGGAGAUUUAUCCAACGAAAAAUUAGUUGGCUCGUAUUGAAGGACCAUGAAGAAGUUACGGCAUUUGGGGAGUGGAGGUCAGUUUCCCACUUGGAAGGAAGAAGUGACUCCUACCUUGUGGGAGUUGCUCCUUGGGACUUUUGGGCAUGAAGUUGUAUCAAAAAAUGUCUAGAUUUGAUUGACAUGGGGCAGAGGCCUUAGGACAGUGUGAACAAGUUUCAGACUCUCAGCACUGAAAUACUACUUUGAUCAAGAGUCUAAUCUUAAAUUCCUUGAAUUGGAACUUUGGGAUUCUAACCUUCUUCAUUGCAAAUUCUUUGUUUGUUUUUUGUUCUUUAAGUUUUCGUUUAGAAUAGGCCAACUCAGUUGCCUUUUAUGUUUGUACGUACCUUGUAAUCAAGCCCUAUAAAUAUAGAGUUAUUUUUGCUAUUUA
Messenger RNA from Papaver somniferum (opium poppy), 1374 nucleotides. RefSeq names its product calmodulin-like protein 7. The record is from RefSeq and is a predicted model, not a curated record. Gene Ontology annotation, molecular function: calcium ion binding. Bases 158 to 904 code for a protein of 248 amino acids. The transcript is spliced from 2 exons. Lineage: Eukaryota; Viridiplantae; Streptophyta; Magnoliopsida; Ranunculales; Papaveraceae.